Molecule: messenger RNA, 1017 nt
Organism: Trypanosoma rangeli
Lineage: Eukaryota; Euglenozoa; Kinetoplastea; Trypanosomatida; Trypanosomatidae
Exons: 1
Coding region: 1-1017 (338 amino acids)
Source: RefSeq, a predicted model, not a curated record
AUGCUGCGGUUAUCGUUCGCCUACCGCAAGUCCCGGCACCACAAUGUGCUGCGGCGUGGGCGACCCCACAUGCAAAAGUACCGCGAGCUCAACCGGUGGCAGCGGCAGGCACAAGGCAUACGCAAGUGGGAUCAGAGCCAGUCACAUAGACCGUUGCCGUAUGUUGAGCGCUUUAACCCUGAAGGUGUCGGAGUGACGCGCGGUACGUCCGCCUUCGCAUGGCAGUGGUGGCAUACGCAGCAGCCAUGGUUGCCGAACGUUGCACCGGCCAACUACAUGGGAAAGAGAACGUCAAACACGUCUGGGGAAACGGCGGAGACGACGAAGUCGCCUGCGUGGGAUGAGGAGUUUACAACAGUCGUUUUAAGUAUGACGGAUUCGGAGAUUCGCGACUAUCUUGUUAGUAAACUCACAGACGUCAUCUUUGCCGAGACACAGCGUGACGGGUAUGAACUGCGACGGCUGGACUUUGAAGGAAACCCGCUCACCGCACUCCCAGAGCGACGCAUUAUCGAGAGUUUUGUACUUGAGGAGGAGACGCUGCGAGAACGUGUUAUUUAUCAAGUGGUAGAGGGCGUAUUUCGUCUAAGUCCAACGUCUACCGACAGGCGCGAACUUCGUAGCGUGGAAGCAAUUAUUGACUACGUCCUCACGCAUGUGUCCGCCGCACGACCGGAUUACGGGCGGCAUGUAACACCGGCCGCCUUGGCGGUGAUGCAGCAGUGUUCACUACAGCCAGAGCUUGGCUUCGUGCACGCCCUACCAGUGGACGCACGUGACACACUGCUGCAGGAAUGGGAACGCAUGUUUCAUUUAGACUGGCAGUUUGGUAAGGCCGUAUAUGAGCCACGCAAUCAUGAGGAUACGCGCGGCAAUCUCACGUGGCUGCGGGAGGAGCGGCACAACGCCGAGCGUGUGGAGUUUAUGAAGGAGGUGCUCAGUGGCGAGGCGAAGAGGCGGCACAUGGAGCGCAUCGCCGAAGCCGCCCGCGUGGACCCUCCCAAGGCGAUGCAUUGA